Messenger RNA from Penicillium pulvis, 1032 nucleotides. Its product is annotated as mitochondrial 54S ribosomal protein mL67. The record is from RefSeq and is a predicted model, not a curated record. Gene Ontology annotation, cellular component: mitochondrial large ribosomal subunit; nucleus. NCBI's taxonomy places the organism in Eukaryota, Fungi, Ascomycota, Eurotiomycetes, Eurotiales, Aspergillaceae. Gene Ontology annotation, biological process: positive regulation of mitochondrial DNA replication; DNA recombination. The transcript is spliced from 2 exons. Bases 1 to 1032 code for a protein of 343 amino acids. Gene Ontology annotation, molecular function: DNA strand exchange activity; single-stranded DNA binding; structural constituent of ribosome.
AUGGCCUCAAUCACCAAGCCAAUCCAGAAGAUCCUGGAUUCAACCAGGAUCGCAUCCUUGUCGAAAUUUGUCCGCCGGCCACCAAUUGAUCCGCAAACACCGAUCCAGGGGAAACUCCGGAACCCCGAGUCAAAUGCAUUCAAGGAGUAUGCGAAGCGCGAGGGUGUGCGGUUGCAGAAGGCAUUGAAUGCCAUCACACACGGAAAGAACAUCUUUGUCUACCACAAUGUUCGCACGAAGCAGGUCGUGUACUCGUUGACCCGGUAUCUGGAGAAAAAUAACGUCCUCAACCAAAUGGUCUACCACGGAAAGAAGACCGUCCCCGCCGAGGUCCGCCGCGACAUGUGGGUGCCAUACUACUCCGUCCACUUCAGCGACUCAAAGCUUGGUCUACGUGCCUAUCAGAUGCUCCGCGAGUUCUCAAUGCAGCGACAACUCGCCCCGCCCAAAGAGAUGAUUACCGUGACAGAAGAAUUCCUAGCGGCCAAGAGGCCGAAGGGCCUCGUUGAAGCCGAAUUAUAUGACAGGAUGAACAGAAAGCGGGUCGGCAACACCAUGGAGAAGAAGGAACGCGCUCGCGCGCUCAUGGACCAGAAGGCGACCUCCGUCGCGGACAUUGCGGCUGUGCUGUCUAUCCAGCAAGAAGAGAUCGCCAAUGGACUGCUGAGCCGUGACGGUUCGCGUGGAUAUCUUACUCGGAAGGCGCGCCAGCGUAGGCGCGAGGCUCUUCACCAGGACCAGGAGAGAGCGAAGGAGAACGCUGCUCGCAUUGGGGUGCUUGAGGGAUACCUUAGCAAGCGCAGUGGCGAGGAUGUCAAGAUCGGCGAGGUGGAAAGUGAUUACCCCGAGACUGCCGAGACUGUCAAGAUUCUCUGGCAUGAUGUGCAUGAUGCACACUACGCCGAGGCAUGGGAUUCUAGUGUUCAACACGGCAAGCUGGAGCGCACUCGUAACAGCAUCAUCCCCGGUGAGGCGCGUCUCGCCAACCCUGACCUUAUUGCGGAUAAUGAGUUCAAGGAGCAGAAGGAGUAA